Messenger RNA from Alnus glutinosa, 1519 nucleotides. RefSeq names its product putative UDP-rhamnose:rhamnosyltransferase 1. Gene Ontology annotation, molecular function: UDP-glycosyltransferase activity. The record is from RefSeq and is a predicted model, not a curated record. Lineage: Eukaryota; Viridiplantae; Streptophyta; Magnoliopsida; Fagales; Betulaceae. The transcript has a single exon. The coding region runs from base 25 to 1479 and encodes 484 amino acids.
UAAACUUGAAAAACAACCACAAUCAUGAACGCCAUGACUGAGCGGCCUCAUGAGCCUCAGAAGCUACACAUAGCCAUGUUCCCAUGGCUAGCCUUUGGUCACAUGAUCCCGUUUUUAGAGCUCGGCAAGCUCAUUGCCCAAAAGGGUCACCGUAUUUCAUUCAUAUCAACCCCUAGAAACAUUGAACGCCUCCCAAAGAUCCCUCCAGAUUUAUCACUUUUAAUAACUUUCGUGAAGCUGCCCUUACCCCACGUAGAGAACCUGCCAGAAAACGCAGAAGCCACCAUGGACGUACCAUUCCACAUAAUCCCUUACCUUAAGAAAGCCCACGAUGGCCUCCAAGAACCUUUAUCUCAUCUUUUAGAAACUUCAGCUCCUGAUUGGAUUAUUCACGAUUUUGCCCCCCACUGGUUACCACCAAUCGCUACCAAGCUAGGCAUCUCACGGGCCUUUUUCAGUAUCUUUAGCGCAUCAACGUGGUGUUUCUUUCCAAUAGGGACGAGGACAUCGGACGCGCACGAUCCAAGUACAAGGACGGAGCCGGAGCAUUUCACUGUCCCUCCCAAAUGGGUCCCUUUUCCAACCAAAGUAGCGCAUCGUUUGUUUGAGGCGAAGAAAAUCUUUGACAACCGUGGAGACAAUGCUUCUGGUGUUUCAGACUGGUUUCGUGUUGAGAUGGUGGUCUCAGGCACGGAGGCCAUGGUUGUUAAAACCAGCAUGGAGGUCGAAGGUAAGUGGUUGAAGCUCCUUGGAGAGCUUCAUGAUUACAUACCUGUAAUUCCAGUGGGCUUAUUGCCACCUUCGACUCAAGAAAGAGGAGACAGCAACAAAGAUAGCACAUGGGAUAUGAUUGUUGAAUGGUUAGACAAGCAAGAGAAAGGAUCAGUGGUUUAUAUAGCACUCGGAAGCGAAAUUCGACCAAAUCAACAGGACUUCACAGAGCUAGCUCUUGGACUUGAGCAAUCGGGAUUUCCCUUCUUUUGGGCUCUAAGAAAGCAAAGCGGCUCUGUCUUCGGAGAGGAUUCAGUUGAGCUACCGGAAGGAUUCGAGGAGCGAACCGAAGGUCGUGGGAUUGUUUGGACGGAUUGGGCGCCUCAGUUGAGGAUAUUAGCUCACGAAUCGGUUGGGGGUUUCUUGACUCAUUGUGGUUGGGGUUCAGUGACAGAGGCGUUUCAAUUUGGACGUGCGCUUAUUCUGUUGCCCUUCUUGUCGGACCAAGGAUUGAAUGCAAGGUUUUUGGAAGAGAGGCAAGUGGGUGUUGAGGUACCCAGAAAUGAGGAAGAUGGGUCGUUUACCAGUGACUCGGUGGCCCAAACGCUGAAGUUGGUGAUGAAGGAUGAGGAGGGGAAGAUUUAUCGUGACAAAGCUAAGGAAAUGGCCACCAUCAUCGGAGACAAGAACCUCCAGUCCAAAUACAUAGACAAAUUUGUUCAUUUUCUUGGGAACCACAGGCAUGUCAACAAGGGCACGUUGAAUUAAUCUUUUUUCUUUUUUUCUUUUUUCCACAAACAGUGGAAAA